Hemicordylus capensis (graceful crag lizard) is the source of this 1951-nucleotide messenger RNA. RefSeq names its product sorting nexin 1 (gene SNX1). Bases 60 to 1586 code for a protein of 508 amino acids. Gene Ontology annotation, cellular component: endosome membrane; endosome. Lineage: Eukaryota; Metazoa; Chordata; Lepidosauria; Squamata; Cordylidae. The transcript has 15 exons. Gene Ontology annotation, biological process: intracellular protein transport; early endosome to Golgi transport. The record is from RefSeq and is a predicted model, not a curated record. Gene Ontology annotation, molecular function: phosphatidylinositol binding.
UGCUUCCGGUUACUGCGCUGCGGCCGGAAGUAGCCGCCUCGGCUUCACGAGCAGGGGACAUGGCGUCGGGUGGCUCCCCCGUGGACCGGCUCCCCCCGCCCUUCCCCGCGGCGGAGGCUGCCAGCGCCCCCUCGGUGGAUAGCGACUCGGACGGGGAGGACAUCUUCACCGGCAGUGCGAGUAAGCCGAUGUCCCCUAAGAAGGAGCCCCCUGUUCCAGUAAGAACCGAUUCCAGGACAAAUGGUGUUCAGGAGGAGCAGGAGGAGCAGGACUUAUUUGCAGAUGCCACAGUAGAACUGUCUUUGGAUAGCACACAAAACAACCAGAAGGAGACAGCUACUGUGUUCAGUCCUGUACCUUCCCUAGAGAAAACGGCAAAUUCUUCUUCCAAGCACCAGUCAAAAACCUAUGAGGAGUUGGAAGAAGAAGAACAGGAAGACCAGUUUGAAAUUACAGUGGGAGUGAGUGAUCCUGAGAAAAUCGGGGAUGGUAUGAAUGCCUAUGUAGCCUACAAAGUCUCAACACAGACCACUUUGCCAGUAUUCCGAAAUGCUCAGUUCUCAGUGAAGAGGCGAUUCAGUGAUUUCUUGGGAUUAUAUGAGAAAUUGUCGGAGAAACAUGCGCAAAAUGGAUUCAUUGUCCCUCCACCUCCUGAGAAGAGCUUAAUAGGAAUGACCAAAGUAAAAGUGGGGAAAGAAGACUCCUCCUCUACAGAAUUUCUAGAAAAAAGGCGCGCUGCUUUAGAAAGAUACCUGCAGAGAACUGUCAGCCACCCGACCAUGCUGCAGGACCCAGACGUCAGGGAGUUCUUGGAAAAAGACGAGCUGCCCCGAGCAUUUGGCACUCAGACUCUGAGUGGCGCUGGCCUCCUGAAGAUGUUCAACAAGGCGACCGAUGCGGUCAGCAAAAUGACCAUAAAGAUGAACGAGUCGGACAUUUGGUUCGAGGAGAAGCUUCAAGAGGUGGAGUGUGAGGAGCAGCGACUGCGGAGGCUGCAUGCCGUUGUCGAAAUGCUCGUUAGUCACAGGAAAGAAUUGUCGCUGAAUACUGCUCAGUUUGCCAAGAGCCUGGCCAUGCUGGGGAGUUCGGAGGACAACACGGCCCUGUCCCGGGCACUCUCCCAGCUGGCCGAGGUGGAAGAGAAGAUCGAGCAGCUGCACCAGGAACAGGCCAACCACGACUUCUUCCUCCUGGCCGAGCUCCUGAGUGACUAUAUCCGCCUGCUUUCGGUUGUGAGGGGUGCCUUUGACCAGCGGAUGAAGACCUGGCAGCGUUGGCAGGACGCUCAGAUCAUGCUGCAGAAGAAACGGGAGACGGAGGCUCGGUUGCUCUGGGCCAACAAACCCGACAAACUCCAACAGGCCAAAGACGAGAUCUCAGAGUGGGAAUCUCGUGUGACACAGUACGAAAGGGACUUUGAACGGAUUUCUGCAGUUCUCCGCAAAGAAGUGUUGCGGUUUGAGAAAGAGAAAACGAAGGAUUUCAGAACCCACGUGACUAAAUACCUGGAGACAUUAUUACAUUCGCAACAGCAGCUUGUGAAGUACUGGGAAGCAUUCCUCCCGGAGGCAAAGGCCAUCUCCUAACCAGACCAAGCCGCCUCGUGCCCCUGGACUGACUCUGCCUUUACUACAUUAUACCUCUUGGCCUUUCGGAUGGAUCUUGCAGAGCUGAUAGCCUGGACCCCAAAGGAUCAGCUUUCCCAGCUAGUAACUCUUCUAACUGUAUAUUUUUUCAUUUAGGUUCAUAUACACACAUAUAUAUAUAUUUUCCUAUUGAAGAGAGACUCGUUUCCUGCUUAAAGUCAAGAACUGCUAUAAGUAGUGGAGUGUGGGCAGGGAGGGGUUAAUGUGUAUCUUUUCGACUCUGGUAUCGGACCCAGGGAUACUUCCUGUGACUCCUGCAGUGCCAUGAUGAAGACUGUGUAAUAAAACUUAAUCAGGGCAAGCAA